Python bivittatus (Burmese python) is the source of this 2555-nucleotide messenger RNA. Lineage: Eukaryota; Metazoa; Chordata; Lepidosauria; Squamata; Pythonidae. The record is from RefSeq and is a predicted model, not a curated record.
UAGAGGAGUGGAGUCCCGACCCCAUCUCCUCUCCGCUUGGGUGCUGGGCGCGCUCCCUCCUUGGGCGGGGCCGGGGCGGAGCCUGAUGUCAGAUUCCUCUCCCUGGUCGGCCGUAACCCUCAUACUGGGCGAGGAUCGCCUCGGCGCCCGACUCCCCGGUCCCCCGAGGCGCUUUCUAGAGUUGUUGCCUUUCCUCAGAGUCGUCUCUGCGUCAGUAUCUCGCCGUGCCCGCGCCCAGCUCUGUCCUCUGGGGGCCGACCCGUGCCCCGUCAAGCCUUCCCUCCCGCCCUUGGCCCCUUCCUUGCCCCGCGAUUAAAGGCGCCUUCUGCCUCUGCCGUUCCAGUACUGCCUUUCGGAACAGACCGUCUUGGCACCUCCAUCGAGGAACUGUGGCUUAAAAAGAAACACCGACUCCUCCCUUUUCUGCCUGUGAGCGCAACCCGGCAGGAACAAAUUCAGCAGCCGCAGCUUCCCCAUCACUCAGUCUGCUGGCCCUUUACCUGUUGAAACUGCCUGUUACACACAGGUAACCAAUUAAAAGGAAAAAGAAGCUGAGGUGUUAAGAUGGCUCGUAUUACACUUGAAGAACUAAAUGAAAUGGAUGAUGAGGUUGAGGAUGAAGAACAAGAACAAGAUGAAGCAGAACAAAAUAGACUGUUUUCUCUGUGGGAAACAGUAGCCAGCACUCAUCAAGUGAUGCUUCCUCAAGCUGAUAAACUGCAGUGGAUCUCCAAACUUCCAUGCAUUGUUGGUGGAGAAGGUCUAGAAGACUUCAUGUCACAUGCGGUGGAUGAAUUCCCUCAAUCCCAUCAGGAGGAGCUGAUGGAAGAAGAAUUGGAAGAGAUCUUCCCUUUUAACAACAUGGCAGGUCCAAUAGUGCAGAUGACUCACCAUAACCACAUGCGAGAGCCUGUGCCCUACACUAUUUUAUCACAGCAUGAGAAGUGUGAGGAAACAACAUAUGAGGAACGUCUAUACCCAGCUGGGAAAUGGGCAUGCAUCACCAAAGGAGAACCCAAGUAUGAACAGAGCACCUCAAUGGGUUUCAUGAAACUUAUAAGAUACAUCUGCAAAGAGAAUUCUCUAGGCCGACACUUGGGGAUGACAGUGCCAGUGAUCAGUGAGAUCCACCUGAAUAAGGAGGGUACUGAAUUGGUCCAAGAAGUCAUUACUGCAUAUUAUGUUCCUCAGGAAUUUCAGCUUAAUCCUCCUAUCCCCAUGGAUCCAGAAAUCCAAAUCCUAGAAAGGUCAUCACUUCAGGUUAUCACCAGGGAGUUUUAUGGGCCAGCUACUGAGGAGACAAUCCUGAGAGAGAUUCACUUUCUUUGGGAGUUAUUGGGCUCAACAGAUAAUGUGCUCCAUGAAACAUACUUGGUGGCUGCGUACCAGAACCCUAGUGUACCCAAUCGUCGCAAUGAGAUAUGGUUUAUCCGGCGAACAGACUGAAAGCAUCAUGAAUUUCUGGCAAGAUUAUAAUCCACUAAAUCCACUUUAGAUGGCAGUUCUAGCCUGAAGGAGAUGAAUGCACUUCCCAACUUAUCAUAAAACUGAUGACCCAUUCCUUUUCCUUGGGGACACUAAGGAGCUGUGUUCCUUCCUGUGAGUUCAGAAAUAAGGGGAAAACAAGAACAUGGAAAGGUAGUAUGGCUUCUUCCCUGAUGGAGCUAGCACUGGAAGAAUCUGUGGAUAUCUGCUUCAGUGACUUUGAAAUUUGUCUAUGCACAGUUGAGUUAAAAUGCAUCAGGAAUUGUAAUUGUUCAGCAAUCCAUAUCUGGUAUUUCAAAUCUGGAAUCUGAUUUCAUCUGGAAAUGAAUUUGGAGUGCCAGUCUGUAGCUGGAUGGGACACGGGUCAUAGCUUUAGUUACUUCUAGAGAGAGAAUUUCAUUUCUUUGGAAGAGGCCAUCCCUUUUAGCCAUGUAUAUGAGAUGCUUCUAGUCAGCUCUGUUCCUUCAGUUUGACAUGGAAUAACUUCAGUUUCACUGGGCUAAUUUGAAUAUAUCCUAGAAAACCCUUGCCAAGGACAGUGGCCUGGAGGGAGAUCUGAGAAAUGGAGAUCAGGGAAAUCCUCUUUUGUGGCAUAUAGACCCUCUGGUUUUCAUAAGAGCUGUAUAAUACCUGUCCCUCUGUGACCUAUCCACCAACUGGACUUGUAUCCAUGGAUGCUUCCAAACUGUUGACUGCCACUUUCACUUUUCCCUCCUUAAUAGAUUUUUUUCUAGUAAGAAAAAUAAAUGGAAGAAACAGUGGAAAAAUACAGGACACUUAUCAAUGGAAAAUGAGAUGAUAUGGGCUCCUUUUUAUUCUCGUAAUGAAGCAAGGUAAUUGCACAAUGAAAGCCUUAUCUAGAAGUAUCCCAUCUUUUCUUGAUCAAGCAGGCCCAACGUCAUGGUAUCCAUUGAGUGAGUCAUAUAUUUUAAAGUGAUAAUUGGCAGCACUGUUGCAAUGCAUUGCACUGUGCAUUGGUUGGUUGGUUUCAUGGUCAAGAAAGUUGCUGUUGUCUCUGAAGGAGGAGGAUGGCACAGAGAAAAUGUGAAAUAAAAUCUAGCUCAAACCUC